AUGGACUUCUAUGGAAUUUCCCGAGACUCCAUGAGAGCAGAAGCUUAUAAAAAGCUUGCCAAACUCUCGGUGGAAAACAUUCCUGCCAACCUUAAUGAAGUGGUGAGCGACCAACAAGAAGACACCUUUAUUCAAUUGGUUGAUCAAACUUCCAAAAAAAUUGGGGAUUUGUCGAAAGUUCCAAUCACGGCAAAGGAAUUCGAUAUCUUGACGGCGCUAUGUGAUUCUACAUCUUGUGAUAUGAAAUUUCCAAGACAAGCUGAAUUAUUAUUAGAGCAGAUCAAGUUGUAUUUGAUGGAGUUGCCUGAGCAGCAAUUUGAAGAGGCCCUCUUGAGAAAAUACGUCAGACCGAGUCCUUGGUCGUUGUUAAGUGAAAAGUUGACAACUGCAGCCAUCAAUUUGGCGUUCAAAUUCAAUGGACUGUAUUUUGACCAAGUCAUUGACCUCUUCUACACAUUUAAUGCCCAGUUCUUCAGCAACAAAAACUUGGACCAUUCCAACUACCUCACGUUAUUGGGAUUUCUUGAAAGUUUCACCAAAAACCCGAAGAUAUUGUUCGAGUCUUCCAGUUCAUUCAAAAUCUUCCAUACUUUGGACACUUGUAUUGACAACUUUGAGUUUUUGAACGAACUUGAAAACUUUUCCAACUCAAUCUUUAGGAACAAUAACCAUGAAUUGGCCUACUUUUUAGAGACCGACGAUAUCGUCGAGUUUUCGCCGGUCUACUUCAUUGAAAGCUUGAGCAAAUUGAUGUGCUCGAUCAUUAAUUCAAUUCUUAAUAACCAGGACAAGACAUUAAUUGAGUUCUUAUUGGCCAAAGUCUCCAAACAGGUUGAUAAUGAAGCAUCCGAUACGAGAAUUGGUGAUCAAGGCUUGGACGUCAAAGAGAAUCACAUGCAGAUCAUCAAAACUUUGACCGAUUUGGCAUUGCAAAAAAUGGAAUUCUUAGAUAGAGGUGAAUCUUUUAUUGUUUACUCUACUUUUAACAGAUUGAAAGUCGGGUAUUUAGCCAAAUCCCAUAUCUUACAGGUUAUUGGGUGUGGAAUGUUUACCGACAACAUGGACUUGGCUAUUUGCAGAAAGUUAUUCAAAAACUGCUUGUCGAUUUAUGAUGUCAUGUUAGAUCCAGAUUUAGGGGCAACUGUGAUCCAAUUGGGUUCUUUGUUGGUAUUCAAGGAUGAGACAAUCGGCUCUUCCUUGACAAGAGCUUUCACUGCUUUGGUCGCAAACCCCAAAUUCAGCUUCAGUUACUGUGAGAAUGCCUCCAAAAUCGUUGGUCUUGCUAGUAAAGUGUUGUCCCAAGACGCAGUGGUCACUACAAUUUAUGCGUUGACAAACCUCUUAUUCGUUAACGACAAUGGAAACACCCAAAACAGAGGGACUUUGAGAAGAAACACUCUUAGCAGAGGUGAUAUUUCUUCUUUAAGAGAUUUGUCGAUUUCGAAUAACGGACGUGCUCCCUCCAUUCGUUCUGGAUUCGAAAAUCCUCAAGUGAGCCAAAACGGACAUAACCACAGUAACUUAAGCAAUGGCAAGUCAAACUCAGCUCAUGAUUAUGAAGAAAACGAGUAUGUCCACGUUUGUUCAAAUUCUGUAACUGCCAUUACUCACAUUGUUGAAAAAUGCAAUGACGAAAGUGUCAGUACUUUGGCAGUGACCAUCUUGUCACAAAAAACUGCCAGGUUAGAUUCAACUGUUGGCCCCAUCUUAUUGAAAGGAUUGGUCGCUUCUGCUCCUUGUUUACCAGAACGUGAGUUCAUUAUUUUGAACAAGUUAAUCAACAAGUUGACAUUGGAUGCAUUUAAUAGUGGCAAUCAAAUCUUAUUAGGCAAUUUGAUUGAUGCCAGAGUCGAAUUUUCUAGCAGAAUUCAUCAGGAUCAUCCUCUCUUUACAAUUUACUUGCAAGAGGUUUUACAAUCCAUUGUCGGUAGAGGAGAUGUUCAGGUUUUGGAGCAUCACAGAUCUCAUAAUGAAAUCAGCGAGAUUGGUGAUCAAAUUGCAAUUUUCUUGAGACCCUUGGCAGAGUUGUUACCAAACGUGUACGCUGACGAGAAACCACUUGCUAUAAGAGAUACCAAGACCAUUAAUUUAUUCAGAAAUAUCUGGUUUAAUAUGGUUGUCCAUGGAUAUUCUCUUGAAUCCAAGAACGUGAAGCAACAUGCCCAAGUUCUUGAGAGAAUUGCCUACAAUACACCACCUUUAGCUUCUGAACUUUCGUGGGACAGAACCGAAACUUCCUUGGAUUUGAAUACAGUUUUGAGAAGAGGCUCUUCUAACCAUAAUGUUAAAGACCACCGUACAUCUUUGGGAGAGUUAUUCGAUGUUCCGAGAACUAUGUCAUAUCCAAAGUUGAUGUUCUUGUCGGCGACAUUAUUGGUAGAAUCAUUUAGAGUGAGAACGGGUGACUGUUCGAAGGUUUUGUAUUAUUUUUCGGACCCUUCAAUCAAAAUAAGUGGUGUGGACAAGUACAUUGGAUAUAUUGCGUUCAAAAUUGUGAAGGACUUUAUUCAUUUUGUUAACUUGGGAGCCAACAAAAACUUUAGCUCUGACAAUAUUGCUGAACAGUUGACCAUUAUGUUGGCUUUAUGCUGUCAUAGGCUCGAAGACCUACAAGAUGCAGCCAUCCAAUGUUGUGAUCUCUUAAUCAACAAGAUUCCAUCAUCUUUAUGCCAUCAAAAGUCGUUGUUUGCAAUCUUUGACUUGUUGAGUUUAUUGUUUGAGAGUGUCGUUGAUGCUGAUCAAAACCAAUAUGAACCAACUAUCAGCUACAGAGCUAAGAGAACUGGCAUCCACUUAUUGUUGUCCGAUACUUACAAGUGGAGAAAUGAUACUUUCCGAAGAUUCAGUGAAAAGUGUAGACACUGGCUCAAAUUAGUUUUGAUCAAGAGUAACAUUGAUGUCAAGAGCUUGAUACAGUUAUAUGUUUCAGAUUUGGACAAGUUUCAUCCUUCUAAUGAAGUCCAAUACGGGGUUUCAUUUGCUUUAGAAAUGGCUGGUUCAGUGUUGCCUAAUGACAGAGAAUUAUCUAACAUUUCUAGAAUUCACUCAAAGAACUUGAACUCAUUACCCAGCUUUGUUUCCCAGUUGACUUGGAGAUCCAACUUCAUCUCUGCAUUGUUGAACAAAGUUCCUUUGCGUACCAGAGAAGACACUGAUCACGCUUUCAGUGGAAUUAGAGGAAAGGUUAUAGACAUGAGAUACAAAUUAGCGGAUAAGUCCAUUCAUGUUAUUCCGGAGGAAGUUAUCGACUUGUUGAGUGAUAUAGCUGGAUUAGCAUUGAUUUGCGAUCAUGAUACGGCUGAAUUGAUCAGAUACUUAGUUGAGAUUCCAUUCAUAAUUUUUGAGUCUAACAUCAUGAAUGCUGCCAUUGGAAUCUGGUUUGCGGUUAUGAAGGAUAAGUCUAACAUUUCGGUGUUAUUGAUCUCUGAAAUUGCCAAAAAAUGGGAAUCAAGUAUAGCCUUGAAGCAAGGUAUUUUCUCCACCAAGAACGAUUUGACUCCAACCGAGUUCUGCAAAAUGGAAUAUGCCCCUUCAGAUUAUAAAACAAUCAGUAGAAAGGCUCAGGUUACUCUCAAAGGAUUUGAACCACACUUGCAAAUUAUUCAAUUGUUUUCGUCAAGCUUUGAGGCUAGUUUGAACCAGAGUGAUCAUUUAUUGAAGAUUUUCACCAGGUUUGUUGAAGUUGGUAUGAAGAAUUUAGAUAGUGCUAGUCUCCAUCCCUAUGCCAGAUAUACCAGGUUUGAAUUGAUUAGAUUUGCAUUCAAUAUUAUCAGCUACCACCACAAGUUAGCUACUAGAAGUGAAAGAUACUUAACCGAAUUGCUUUUGGACGGAUGCUUGAGUUGGUUCAAACUGACUGCUAAGUAUCCUUUUGGAACCAACUUGCUCAAGACCAAGAGUGAUUUGGGAUUGUUGAAAGAUGUUGCAAAAUUAACAUCAAAUCUCAACACCUUCAGCCAAGAAAUCUUAGAAAGUAAGAAGCUUAUUGUCAUGUUUUUCCUUGAUGAUGAAAUAUCCCGGAUAUCUGUGUGGUUGAAUCCUUUAAAUCCAGAGGAAACCAAAGGAUCUUUUAUUUCAAAUCAAAUUAAUGGUAAUGAUAUUACAAGAGCUUUCAAAAUUGACCCAAUUUUAGCAGUCAAUUUAGCUUUAAGGUACAAGGUUAAGAACUUGGAUGAGCUUUUACAGAAGUUGUUGAUAGAGGAUCCUUUACCAGCACUUCCAUACCCAAGUGCUGUACAGUACUUGAUUGGUAUCAAUGCUGGUACAAACUUCCCGUCACACCACUUGUUGUUCUGGGAACCAUUAUCUCCAAUUGAUGCAAUCCAAUUGUUCUUACCUCCUUUCGGUAACAAUCCUUAUAUUUUGCAAUACACUAUGAGAUCCUUGGAACACCAUGACGUGAACUUGACCUUCUUCUACGUCCCUCAAAUCGUUCAGUCCUUGAGAUACGAUGCCAAAGGAUAUGCUGAAUGGUUUAUUGUGGAAACUGCUAAGGUGUCUCAGUUGUUUGCUCAUCAGAUCUUUUGGAAUAUGUUAGCUAACAGCUAUAAAGAUGAUGAAGGUACUAUCCCAGACCCAUUAAAGCCAACCUUAGAUAGAGUCCAAAGCAAGAUCAUGAAGAACUUGAGUGAAGAUGACGUUCAGUUUUACAAGAGAGAGUUUGGAUUCUUUAACGAGGUCACUGAUAUAUCUGGUAAAUUGAAACCUUUUAUCAAGAAUUCGAAGGCGGAAAAGAAGGCUAAGAUUGACGAAGAGAUGGACAGAAUUGUUCUUGCUCCGGGAGUAUACUUACCAAGUAAUCCCGAUGGAGUGGUGAUCGAUAUUAACAGAAAGUCUGGUAAACCAUUACAGAGUCACGCCAAGGCACCAUUUAUGGCCACUUUCAAAAUUAGAAAAGAAGUGGAAGAUAUCGAUGAAUACGGCGAAAAGGUCCUCAUUCCAAUCGAAAAGUGGCAGAGUGCUAUUUUCAAAGUUGGUGAUGACUGUAGACAAGAUGUAUUGGCCUUACAGUUGAUUUCUGUGUUCAGAAGUAUAUGGAAUGAUGCUGGUUUGGACUUGUAUGUGUACCCCAACCGAGUUACUGCCACCGCUCCUGGAUGUGGAGUUAUCGACGUGUUACCCAAUUCCACAUCUAGAGACAUGUUGGGUAGGGAAGCUGUCAACGGUUUGUACGAAUACUUUAUUACCAAAUUCGGGCCUGAAAAUUCCAUUGAGUUCCAACAAGCUAGAAAUAACUUGAUCAGGUCUUUGGCGGCCUAUUCGAUCAUUUCUUACAUCUUACAGUUUAAGGACCGUCACAACGGUAACAUCAUGUAUGACGACCAAGGACACGUACUUCACAUUGAUUUCGGGUUCUGUUUUGAUAUUGUGCCUGGAGGUGUUAAGUUUGAAGUUGCACCAUUCAAGUUGACCCACGAAAUGGUGAUGGUUUUGGGAGGUAGUGAUGAGACACAAGCGUUCAAAUGGUUCGAGGAGUUGUGUGUCAAGGGAUAUUUGGCCUGUAGACCUUAUAUGGAAACUAUCAUCAGGUGUGUCAACCCUAUGUUGGAAAGUGGAUUACCUUGUUUCAAAGAAGCUACAGUUAAAAAGUUGAGACAGAGAUUUGUACCAAACAAGUCAGAGAAAGAUGCGGUUCACCACAUGAGAGGAUUGAUCAAAAAGGCCAUGGAAAGUUACUAUACCAAAGGAUAUGACGAGUUCCAAAGAUUGACCAAUGGUAUUCCUUAUUGA
Messenger RNA from Yamadazyma tenuis ATCC 10573, 5730 nucleotides. It is a transcript of the gene STT4, whose product is annotated as 1-phosphatidylinositol 4-kinase. Gene Ontology annotation, cellular component: cytoplasm; plasma membrane. The record is from RefSeq and is a predicted model, not a curated record. Gene Ontology annotation, molecular function: 1-phosphatidylinositol 4-kinase activity. NCBI's taxonomy places the organism in Eukaryota, Fungi, Ascomycota, Pichiomycetes, Serinales, Debaryomycetaceae. Gene Ontology annotation, biological process: phosphatidylinositol-mediated signaling; phosphatidylinositol phosphate biosynthetic process.